This is a messenger RNA of Drosophila busckii, 1030 nucleotides long. It is a transcript of the gene Hacd1, whose product is annotated as very-long-chain (3R)-3-hydroxyacyl-CoA dehydratase hpo-8. The record is from RefSeq and is a predicted model, not a curated record. The transcript has a single exon. Gene Ontology annotation, biological process: fatty acid elongation; very long-chain fatty acid biosynthetic process; sphingolipid biosynthetic process. Lineage: Eukaryota; Metazoa; Arthropoda; Insecta; Diptera; Drosophilidae. The coding region runs from base 140 to 865 and encodes 241 amino acids. Gene Ontology annotation, cellular component: endoplasmic reticulum membrane. Gene Ontology annotation, molecular function: 3-hydroxyacyl-CoA dehydratase activity.
UGCCCAACACUAGUCACAGGUGAAAGCUAAGCAACAACAAUAUUCCUUUAGUUUAAACCGAUUGAUUAGCUAAUGAACAGCUAAGGUGAAAGUUCAGAGAAGUAGGCAAUCAUUCCAUUCGAUUAGUUAAACAGCCAAGAUGUCGGCCAAAGCGAACAAACCCGCCACCAGCAGUGCAAAGAGUAAGGAUGUGGGUGCACUUACCAAGAUGUACUUGUUCGCCUACAAUGCAAUCCAGGUCGGCGGCUGGAGCUACAUACUGUAUCAGCUGGUGAACUACUAUGUGCUGCAGGGUCCAGAGUUUCGUGCGCAGAUUACACUUUGGGAUUACACGCGCCUGGCGGUGAUUAUAUUCCAAAACGCCGCCUUUGUGGAGAUACUGAAUGCAGUGUUUGGUUUGGUCAAAUCCAAUCCGGUGGUAACAACAUUCCAAGUGUUUAGCCGCAUGAUGGUUGUGGUGGGCGUAGUGAUGGCUACACCCACAGGCAAAGUGUCGCCCGGCUUGCCGAUUGCGCUGUUUGCCUGGGCUGUGACUGAGAUCAUACGCUACGGCUUCUAUGCGCUGAACAUUAUCAAGGUGGUGCCGCAGUUUGUGGUGUUCCUUAGGUACACCACAUUCAUAGCGCUGUAUCCCAUUGGCGUAACCGGCGAGCUGUUGUGCUUCUGGUGGGCACAGCGCUAUGCUCGGGAGCACAGCGUCUGGAGCGUUGAGAUGCCCAACAAAUGGAAUGCCACAUUCUCCUACUAUGCGCUGCUCUGGAUUGUCAUGCUGGGCUAUAUUCCCAUUUUCCCACAGCUGUAUCUGCACAUGUUUACGCUGCGUCGCAAGAUCUUGGGUGGUGGCAGCAAGAAGAAGACCAACUGAACUUUGCACCCACGCCACGUUGAAGCUUGGACUUGCAUACGUUUCUGCUUUGCAAUCGCUGCGCCCUCUUCUUGACCUUUAGGCUUAAGCUUAAACAUUUACAUACUAUUUAGUCGGGUUUUGUGUACAAAGAAAAAAAAUAAACAAUCGCGAACAGUAAAUGAA